This is a messenger RNA of Adineta steineri, 1491 nucleotides long. The record is from the annotation of a GenBank genome assembly. Lineage: Eukaryota; Metazoa; Rotifera; Eurotatoria; Adinetida; Adinetidae.
AUGAGUGGUAAUGAUGCUGCUCGAUUUUUUGAUACAUCCGGUUGUUUAAAUCUAACACGUCCAACAACUGGUACACCAGUUCUAUCAUCAUCAACAUAUCAACGUAAUGGACGUAGACGACCAGUCAGUAGUUCAAUACAAAAUCGAGGUCAAUUAAAAAUUGAUUUAUAUAAUUUUGAUAAUAUUGAUAACGCCGAUUCAAAAUAUGUAUUAACAAGUCCGCGUUCACUUGAAGCUUGUGCUCGUCUUAAUAUCAAGCCUGUUAUAUUACUUCCAAAACGGUUAGCUGAUGUUCAAGAUGAUAUUGGCUCAGAAAAAGUACGACUUUCAACUUUAGCUGAUGUACGAUCUCAAAUGGAAGUUGAUCGAUUAGCAAAUCUACAACGUUGUCGAGAGCAACGUGAGAAAAUUAUUCGAGAAGAAGCUCUCGUAUAUGCACCAUCAACAAAAAUGGUUGAUCCUCAACCAUCUUCUGUAAAUGAUGGCUCAAUACGACGAACAUAUGCAGAAACAAAAUUUAAUCCAUCGAGUUCUCUUAUUCAUGGUCUCGAACAACCAACAACAAUCAGCAGUGUUCCAAUGCGUUCAGAAUCGAAUACAGCUAUACGAUUUUCUGAAUAUGAUGCAAAUGCUCAAUUACCACCAAGACCAACAUCAUCCGUUCGUCCAACUGUAUCAAAUUCUAUUCUUAAAUCUUCAAGUGCUCGAUGGCCGCCACCAUUAUCAUCUUCAUACUAUCAAGAUGAUAAUCAUGAAGAUCAAUAUGAUCCACGUGCAUCAACAUCAGCUAAUUUUGUUGAUGAUGUUCAACGAUUGAAUAAAAGUCUUCAACGUAUGAGUACAUCCGAUAGUGGAUCAAAACAACAUAAAAAUGAUCGAUAUAUGAAUGGUCUUGAAAAUGUUAAACAAAUGAUAGAACGACGUGCAACACAUUCAGCAGUUGCAAAUGAUCCUGAAACUGCCGCUUUUGAAAAGAAACAAUAUGAAGUUUUACUAGGACAUUAUGAUCAUGAAUUAAAAAUUCAAAAGGCAAGAGAAAAUGCACGUCGAGCAGAUGCUGAAAAACAAGUUGAACGUUAUCAAUCAUUAUUACAUGAUUUUUCAGAUCAAUCAAUGGCUGAUGAACGUCGACAAAAUGAAAUUCGUCGUAAAAUUAAUAAACUUCAUCAUUCACGACAACUUUAUGAAACAUUACAAGCAAAAAAUUAUGAACAACAAAUGGCAGAUUUACAAAAACGUCGUUACGAAUUACAGAAUGAAAUGGUACGAAAAGAUCGACGUACAAAACAUUUUGUUAAAGAGAAAAAAGAUACAAUGAAUUUAUCUCGAUCAUUGGCUAAAUCAUCACAAGAUCUUCGAGAAUAUUUACGUGAAACAAAUGAAAAUUUUAAUGAAAGAGCUAAAAAAGCAGAAUUAACAAGUAGUAUUUUAGUUAAAAACACAAAAGUACCUGUUAAUCGACGUCAUUUACAAUCAUCAAUUCGAACAUAA